Clupea harengus (Atlantic herring) is the source of this 4541-nucleotide messenger RNA. RefSeq names its product elongation factor like GTPase 1 (gene efl1). Gene Ontology annotation, biological process: cytosolic ribosome assembly. Gene Ontology annotation, molecular function: GTP binding; ribosome binding; GTPase activity. Gene Ontology annotation, cellular component: ribonucleoprotein complex; cytosol. The record is from RefSeq and is a predicted model, not a curated record. NCBI's taxonomy places the organism in Eukaryota, Metazoa, Chordata, Actinopteri, Clupeiformes, Clupeidae.
CCAUAAGUGACACAUAGUUUUCAGACUAUUCAAUUAGAUCGUUAAUGGAUAAGUGCUGCCAAGGACCGCUCUUGCUGUCUAACAUCGAGAGAGUUGGGAGUGGUAAUCAAAAUGACUUAGCUAUAUUUUAUCAGCUAACCAGUUAGCCUGCAUGAAAGCUAAAGACAGGGUUAGCUAUUUAGUUAGCCUGUUCUCUUGAUUGCCAUGCUGGAGCCUGACAGCUUAGUUGACCUGUCAUGUUGCCACAAGUUGGGAGAAAGUGAAUGAACAAUACGUUAAUAUCGUGACGUUAAUCAACAAUGGGACACACGAGUUUAGAAAAAAUUAUUCAGUUGCAGAAGAAAACUGCCAACAUAAGAAAUAUUUGUAUCUUAGCUCACGUAGAUCAUGGAAAAACAACUUUGGCAGAUCGCUUUGUUGCUAGCAAUGGCAUCAUAUCAAGUCGUUUGGCAGGAAAGCUUAGAUACAUGGACAGCAGAGAGGAUGAGCAGAUCAGGGGGAUAACCAUGAAGUCCAGUGCUAUUUCAUUACAUUAUGCUUGUGGUGAUAAUGAAUACCUCAUCAACUUGAUUGACUCCCCUGGGCACGUAGACUUCUCCUCGGAAGUGUCAACAGCAGUUCGACUUUGUGAUGGAGCCAUCGUAGUGGUGGAUGCAGUGGAAGGCGUGUGUCCUCAGACUCUUGCAGUUUUACGACAAGCUUGGCUGGAAAACAUCCGCCCUGUUUUAGUGAUCAAUAAAAUCGACAGACUCAUUGUGGAGUUGAAACUCACUUCGCUAGAAGCCUACAAGCAUCUCAAGAAAAUAAUGGAACAGGUCAAUGCUGUGACCGGCUCCCUCUUCACCUCCAAAGUGUUGGAGGAGCGAGCUGAGAAGGAGGCGGAUGCCCAGGCCCAGCAUCCAGAGCCCAGUGAGCACAUCAGCGGCGAGCAGGUGUAUGACUGGAGCGCGGGGCUGGAGGAGACGGACGACUCGCAUCUCUACUUUUCCCCCGACCAAGGCAACGUGGUGUUCGCCAGUGCCAUAGACGGAUGGGGCUUCCGCAUCCACCAGUUUGCCCAGAUGUACAGUCAGAAAAUGGGCAUCCGCUCCGACGUGCUGCUUAAGACACUGUGGGGAGAUUACUACCUCAACCCCAAAGCCAAGAAAAUCAUGAGGGGAGCUCAGUCCAAAGGGAAAAAGCCUCUUUUUGUACAGCUUGUCCUUGACAACAUCUGGAGUUUGUACGACGCUGUCAUCACGAGAAGAGAUAAGGAGAAGGUGGAGAAGAUGGUGGCCUCGCUGGGGGUGAAGGUGGCUGCUCGUGACCUCCGCCACUCCGACCCCAAAGUGCUCCUGAGCGCCGUCUGCAGUCAGUGGCUCCCAGUUUCUGAGGCUGUGCUCUCCAUGGUGUGUGAGAAGCUGCCCAGCCCACUGGACAUGACGGCCGAGCGCGUGGAGAAGCUGAUGAGCGUGGGUUUGCGCCGCUUCGAAUCGCUGCCCGAGCAGACCCAGGAGCUGAAGAGAGCUUUCCUGGAGUGCUCGAAUGAAGACACAGCCCCGGUUAUUGUGUUCGUAUCGAAGAUGUUCGCCGUGGAUUCAAAGACGCUGCCACAGAACAAGCAGAGGCCAUUGACACAGGAGGAGAUUGCUCAGCGCCGAGAGCUGGCCAGACAGAGACAUGCUGAGAGGCUGGCAGCCAAUCAGGGUGCAGAAAGCUCAGAGUCUGCCCACGCUGGUGCCAUUCCACAGACAGCUCCGUCUGCUGGGGAGAGCAUUACAGGUGGUGGUGACCCGUCGGCUCAGAUGGAGGCUCUGGACCUGAGGUCCAGCGGCACCAGGGAGGAGGAGGAGGAGGACAGAGAGCACUUUGUGGCCUUCGCCAGAGUCUACAGCGGCAGGGUCCGCAGAGGCCAGCGCGUCUUUGUGCUCGGCCCCAAGUACGACCCGGCGCAGGCACUGAGGACGUUGCCAGAGGGCAGCUCUGCAGCCGAUGCCCUACCCCCCGUGCCCCACCUGGUCUGCUGCAGCCUGGACGACCUGUACCUGCUGAUGGGCCGGGAGCUGGAGGAGCUGGAACAGGUACCCUCAGGCAAUGUUCUCGGUAUUGGAGGGCUGGAGGACUUUAUCCUGAAGUCUGCCACCGUCUCCACGACCGCGGCAUGUCCUCCAUUCACCCCGCUCCACUUUGAUGCCACCCCCAUCGUCCGUGUGGCCAUCGAGCCCAAGCACCCAAGUGAGAUGCAUAAGCUGGUGCGCGGGAUGAAGUUGCUGAACCAGGCCGACCCGUGUGCAGAGGUGCUGAUUCAGGAGACGGGGGAGCACGUGCUGGUGACCGCCGGGGAGGUGCAUCUGCAGCGCUGCCUGGACGACCUCAGGGAGAGGUUUGCCAAGAUUGAGAUAAGUGCUUCCAAGCCCAUCAUCCCAUUCCGUGAGACGGUGAUCCGACCACCCAAAGUGGACAUGGUGAACGAGGAGCUGGGCAAGCAGCACAAGGUGGCCGUCCACCAGGUGAAAGAGGAACAUGCCAAGUACCCAGAGGGGGUCCUGGUGGAUCCCACUGGCCUGGUCACGCUCACGACCUCCAACAAAAUGGCCACCGUCGGGGUGAGGGCCACCCCUCUUCCUGAGGAAGUCACUCAACUGCUCGAGGAGAACGGUGAGCUCAUGCGAACAAUGGAGCAGUUCAGCCUGGCCAUGAAGGAAGGCAAGGACCUGGAGAUCAACCCCAAAACCCUGGAGUCCAUCCAGGACUUCAAAGACAAGCUGGAGAGCCACUUGAAGGGACGGAAGUGGUGGGACGCCGUCAACCGCAUCUGGUCCUUCGGGCCUCGCCGCUACGGCCCCAACAUCCUGCUGAACAGUGUGGAGGGCUACCAGCGGCCCUCGGUGUGGCAGUGUCUGGAGAGGGACCGGCCCCAAGCCCCCGCCGCGCUCCGGGACUAUGACAACAGCAUUGUUAGCGGCUUCCAACUGGCCACUCUGUCGGGGCCAUUGUGCGAGGAGCCCCUGAUGGGCUUGUGCUUUGCCCUGGAGAGGUGGGAGUUGAAGGCACCCUCUCGGCUGGACUCUGUUGAUGAGAAAGAGGAGGGGGUGGAGAAGCAUGGUGCUUCCCAGCCAUCCUCCCAGCAAUCUGUUGCCGACUCAUCGCGGGAGGCCCCAGGGGAGCUGCAGGGAGCGCCCGAGCCGGACGUGUCGCCAUCAGGUGGCAGCCACAACAGAUGGCGGCCGGACGCUUCAGCGGACUGCUACGGGCCGGUGUCGGGCCAGCUCAUCGCCGCCAUGAAGGACGCCUGCCGCUUCGCCUUCCAGGCCAAGCCCCAGCGCCUCAUGGCCGCCAUGUACACCUGCGACAUCAUGGCCACCGCUGAGGUCCUGGGUCGCGUCUACGGUGUGCUGUCCAAGCGCGAGGGUCGCGUGCUCAGCGAGGAGAUGAAGGAGGGCACGGAGGUCUUCAUCAUCAACGCGGUGCUGCCCGUGGCCGAGAGCUUCGGCUUCGCCGACGAGAUCCGCAAGCGCACCAGUGGCCUGGCCAGCCCCCAGCUCAUGUUCAGCCACUGGGAGGUGAUCUCGAGCGACCCGUUCUGGGUGCCCACCACAGAGGAGGAGUACCUGCACUUCGGGGAGAAGGCUGACUCGGCCAACCAGGCGCUGAAGUACAUGAACGCCGUGCGCCGGCGCAAGGGCCUCUACGUGGAGGAGAAGACCGUGGAGCACGCCGAGAAGCAGAGGACGCUCGGCAAGAACAAAUGAGAAGCACUACUUUCACCGUCACCUCGCAUCCCUCUCUCUCUCUCUUGGUCCUUCCCUCCUUUCCUUUCCUUUCCUAACGCCCUACGCAGGCUGCUUUGUCGCCCCCUGCUCAUCAGCCUGUAGGCCCCCCCUCUCUGGAGUGGCCCCACACAUGUCUACCACUGUAAGGAGAGACUCCUCCAAGAUCAUCUCCCCCCUAAAGCAGACAGAGGGAUUGAUUUUACAAGGGGCUUUUUUUUUGUGGUGUUCCUAGCAGGUGAGAGCUAAUGGGAAAUGUUCCAGUUUCUUCCUCCACAGCAUUCAGAGGAAGUGAAGGCAGGGGGUUGGGGGUUGGUUGCCUGAGCCACGUCCCGACAUUUGCUUAUAUUAGAGAUUCUCCAUGGGCCAUGAAAAGGCCAAUCUCAGAAACCAACUGGUAAUGCCAUUCAUUUGCGAUAUUUUUGCUUGAGAGAAUCGGUUACAGCCGUGCAUAAUUUCGAGGGGUGCCGCUCCUCUUAAAGCACACUUUCGAUUCGAGUGGAAUGGCUUUGAAAUGAAUUUGCCUGCCUCCCCGUCGAAUUUCAUUACACGCACCCUAAAGACCAGAAUUUAAUUUGAAACAACACAAACAUGAUGAAAUGGGGAAAUUAGGCCUGUUUUAAUAGUUCUGGGGGGACAAAGACCACACAGGCGUUUAUCAAGUGUUCCCCACUGUGUAAGUAGGUAACAGGGACGGCCAUUUUGUGUUGCAGUAGCUGAAAUAAAUUCAAUUUGCUUUAUUUAAAAAAAAAAAAUGUCAAACUAAUUUCUAAUAAAUGAAUAUGAUUUAAA